AUGCGGAACUAUGCCGCCUUUCUGCUGCAACGAUAUCCCAGUUUUAUUGGGAAAUCACUCAGGUCUCUGGGCCUACGUUACAACCAACAAAUGCAGAUGGACGACAGUCUGAUAUGGAAUGUAGUUCAAACCGAGUCCUGCGACUUAUACCAAAGGACCGACUUGGGUGCCAAGGUGCUCGAGGCCAACAGCUACUUGGAAAAGAAAUACAAGAACAAUCUGUCUGAGGAGAAGGCAAUACAGUUGGCCGUCACCUGUCUUUCCACUGUCCUGGCCAUUGACUUCAAGCCCAAUGGUAUUGAGAUUGGAGUCGUCAGCAAGACCAAUCCAAGCUUCCGCACUCUGGACGAGAAGGAGAUCGAGGAGCAUCUGACCAAGAUCGCCGAGAAGGACUAA
Drosophila miranda is the source of this 396-nucleotide messenger RNA. RefSeq names its product proteasome subunit alpha type-6-like. The transcript is spliced from 3 exons. The record is from RefSeq and is a predicted model, not a curated record. Bases 1 to 396 code for a protein of 131 amino acids. NCBI's taxonomy places the organism in Eukaryota, Metazoa, Arthropoda, Insecta, Diptera, Drosophilidae. Gene Ontology annotation, cellular component: proteasome core complex.